UCCUUUUACAUCAAUAUGGCUGAUCAGCAAACAGAGCGUGCUUAUCGCAAACAAUUCUCGGUUCCUGUGAUCCGUCGUAAACCUAAUAAUUUUAAGAAGAAGCCACGCUUCUUUCGUAGCAUUGGCCUGGGGUUCCGUACUCCAGCUGAGCAAACCGAGAAAGCCUUCCAAAAACAAGACGGCAUUAACCUAAACAGAAAGGUUAAGCCCGGCAUUGCCAAGAAGAAGGCUUUGCGCCGUUACCGUGACAUUGGUUUGGGCUUCAAGACUCCUCGUGAGGCUAUUGAUGGCAACUACAUUGACAAGAAAUGUCCCUUCACUGGCAAUGUCAGAAUCCGUGGUCGCAUCUUAACCGGUGCUGUGCGUAAAACCAAGAUGCAACGUACCAUUGUCAUCCGCCGUGAUUACUUGCACUUUGUGCGUAAAUACAGUCGUUUCGAAAAACGUCACAGAAACAUGAGCGUCCAUUGCUCUCCCGCCUUCAGAGAUGUUGAGAUCGGCGAUAUUGUUACCAUUGGUGAAUGCCGUCCCUUGUCCAAGACUGUUCGUUUCAACGUAUUGAAGGUCUCCAAGGGUCAAGGUUCCAAGAAGAAUUUCAAGAAAUUCUAAAUGAAUUCUCCAAAGUAGUUUCAAAUAAAUUAGUUUGAUGUUCAAACUAAGCAUUGCUUUUACACCAGGAUACCAAUAAUAAAAUAUUCGUAAAAUCAA
This is a messenger RNA of Musca domestica (house fly), 708 nucleotides long. RefSeq names its product small ribosomal subunit protein uS17 (gene RpS11). Gene Ontology annotation, molecular function: structural constituent of ribosome. Lineage: Eukaryota; Metazoa; Arthropoda; Insecta; Diptera; Muscidae. The record is from RefSeq and is a predicted model, not a curated record. Gene Ontology annotation, cellular component: cytosolic small ribosomal subunit; ribosome. The coding region runs from base 16 to 609 and encodes 197 amino acids. Gene Ontology annotation, biological process: translation. The transcript has 5 exons.